GUGAAACAGCGCGCAAACAGCUGUGUUUUAGUGUAAGUUUUAGUUUAGUGUAACUAACUAACUGUGAACGUUUAGUCACAACUUUAAGUGUUGAAUUUAACAAAGAGAACUUGAAUUGAAAUAAAUUGAACUGCUCGCUCCGCGCGCUUCUCUGCAUCGAAUCGACCAUUAAAAUAUAAAAAUCAUACAAAAUCAAUACAUAUAUACAAAAUGUAUAGUUUCCGCUCAUUGAUGUUGGCCUGAAAUUCGGUGCGGUGCGUGUUUUUGGCUAACGAAAGUGAAAACUCAAAUACACGAAUUAACAUAAAAAACGCUUAAAUAAUCAGCCAAAGCGUACAAUACAAAUGCAAACAAUGUGAAAAGAUGCCUAUCUGUGUGCUGUGCGUGUGUGUAGCCGCAGCAGCCGCAGUAGCAGCUGCGAGUAUGUAUGUGUACCGUAAGUGCAUGAAGAAAACGAAUCUCAAUGAUAACAAGAGCCAUCAGAGCUAGAUAAUCAGCGAUGAUUUAACAAAAGAAGUGCCCCGAAUCUGAAAGAACCUUCUGCCCAACCGAAAUGCCUAAAGCAGAAAUUGUAAUUGAAAUUGUCGUUGCGGCAGCCCAGCGACACGGACUCGAGAGCAAGCAAAAUCGUUACGCUGCAUUUUGACUUGGGGGGCGUCUGAAAAAUCGAUUGGAUUGCCCGUAGUAAAGUCGCGAGUCGCGACCAUAACAACACUACAGCAAUGACGCUAAAUGGAGUCCCGUGCUCCGUCCGCGGACGCGGAUAUCUAACCAAAGAUGGCGAUCUCGAGAUGAAAGUGCGCACCCAGUGAGCAUUCUUCGCUUUAGUGAGCUAUUCAGCCCCAGAGCCAGAGCCAGCCACAGACACUGAUUGAGAGUGAGAGUGAGAGAACGCGAGAAAGGCAGAGAUACCAGGUCCAAAAUGAGAGGUCGCAUUCUGAUACCACUGCCCAACACCGGAUCGAUGGGACGGAAGCGCAACAACUUCUAUAUGCGGAGUAUAUUUCUACUGGCGCUCUGCAUCUUUGGCCUGCUGCAGUACCACAACUUUAACUAUCUGGAGUCCAGGGACACUGUGCUGGGAGAUGCAGUCACCAAUGACUCGGAUGAUGCCAUCCUGGCCAUGGUACCCGCCACACUGCACAAGUACUUGACGCCGCACUCGCGCAAUCACAGCACCGCCGCUGUAACCGGAGCGAUGGGCGGGGCCCCUCUGCUCCUAAACACGAGCAGCUCCGGAGCGGCCACUGCAACCACAAUCAGCUUUGACGUUUACCAUCCGCCGAACAUAUCGGAAAUAAAGCGUCAAAUCGUGAGAUACAACGACAUGCAGCUGGUGCUUAACGAGGACACAUUCGGUCCUCUGCAAAACGACUCUGUGAUAAUUGUAGUCCAGGUGCACACGAGGAUUACUUACUUGCGGCAUCUGAUUGUGAGCCUGGCGCAGGCGCAGGACAUUACCAAGGUGCUGCUGGUGUUCUCGCACGACUACUACGACGAGGACAUCAACGAUCUGGUGCAGCAGAUAGACUUCUGCAAGGUGCUUCAGAUCUUCUAUCCCUACUCCAUUCAGACCCAUCCCCACGAGUAUCCAGGCGUGGAUCCCAACGACUGCCCCAGGAAUAUCAAGAAGGAUCAGGCCAUGAUCAGAAACUGCAACAACGCUCUGUAUCCGGAUCUCUAUGGGCACUAUCGGGAGGCGAAGUUCACGCAGACGAAGCACCACUGGAUCUGGAAGGCGAACAGAGUGUUCAACGAGCUGGAGGUGACCCGCUUUCACACAGGUUUGGUCCUGUUCCUCGAGGAGGACCACUAUGUGGCGGAGGACUUUCUCUACCUGCUGGCCAUGAUGCAGAAGCGCACCAAAGACUUGUGCCCCCAGUGCAACGUGUUGUCCCUGGGUACCUAUCUGAAGACAUUCAACUAUUACACCUACCACAGCAAGACUAACAAGAAAUCCUAUGCUUCCUCGCUGAUCUCGACAAACAGUCUAUUAGGAUACAAUAGGAAUAAUAAUAAUAACAACAACAACAACAAUAAUAAUAAUAACAACAACAAUAGAAACUCAAUGCAAUUAGCCGUGUCGUCCUCCUCUUCUUCCACAUCAUCUGCGCAAUCAUCAACGACAUCAUUCAGAAACAACAACGCCAAAGUCUAUGUGGGCGACACCACCAACAGCAUCAACAGCAAUAAUAGCAACAAGAAAGAUCACAAUAAGAACAAUAAGAAUAAUAAAUCAAAUAACAUGCGAAGCAACCACAUCAACACUGUCACCGCCUCCUCAGCCGCCACAUCCUCCGACACCAACAACGAGCCAAAUAGCAAUAACAAUAACAAUAACAACAACAACAAAAAUGGUGCACAAACAUGGAACUAUCAUGUCCUGCCGUCAUUGUAUUCCGUCUAUCAGAAGAUACACGCACGCGUGCGGCUCGUGAAGAUUGAUAGCCAGAGCAUCAUCAAUGACUAUCGCAAGGUCGAGGUCAUGCCGUGGGUGAGCAGCAAGCACAACAUGGGCUUCGCCUUUAACCGCACCACCUGGACGAACAUAAGGAGGUGCGCCCGUCAUUUCUGCACUUACGACGACUACAACUGGGACUGGUCGCUGCAGCACGUCUCCCAGCAGUGCCUGCAGCGCAAGCUGCAUGCCAUGAUAAUCAAGGGCCCGCGAGUCUUUCACAUUGGCGAAUGUGGCGUUCAUCACAAGAAUAAGAACUGCGAGUCCAACCAAGUCAUCUCGAAGGUUCAGCACGUUCUGAAGAUAGCUCGCACCUCGCAUCAGCUCUUUCCCCGCUCGCUCACCCUGACGGUGCCCAGUCUGAGUAAGAAGACCAAGCUGCGCAAGGGCAACGGCGGAUGGGGCGACCUGCGAGACCAUGAACUGUGUCUGAACAUGACGCUGCCAACGCGGUAGAGGAGGAGGCCAAAGGACUAAGCUCCAGCAUUGAAUACGAGUAUAAUAUCUAGUUAGAGCUAUUAGGAAGUAGCCUUAAAUAUGGUAACACUCAACCAGAUUAUGCACUGUGUAUCAGUGAAGUAACCUAACCGCAAGUAAUCGAAGCCAAGACAAGUUGUGCAUCAGUUGCGCCUCCAAAGACCCUCCACGGGCGCGGCACAAAUUCCUAGUAUAAGUAAUCCUCCUCUAGUCACCGGCCAUAUGCCAACCAAAACAACUCUAAACCCCCCAUAUUCGAAUCCUUUCUGUGCUGUUUGCUCUUCGGUUUGGUAAAAAUUACUUUGUAUUGUUUGGGCUCCGUCCACAGUAAUGGCGAAAAGGUCCCAAGCACCGCUUACGACUCAUAUUAAUACUUAUACAACUCACUCGAAUCGUCUAUCGUAGUCCCAAAAUGUGCCGAAUCCUCCGUUUCGUAAAUGGUCGAGUUUAGAGGUAGAGACAGGAGAGCAAGCAGUAAAUCGCAUAAACUAGUCAUAGCACAUGCGCCUAGAACCCCAGCGCAUUAGAACAAUAUAACUAGCUCUUUGAUAACUUAUUGUAUAACGUUUUAAGCCUGUAAAUAGAAAUCUUUUGUUGUAUAAAUUACAUAAGGUCUUUUUAAUACACAUACGUACAUACAUACAUAAUGUAUUUAACUAAUGUAAUCUGUUAUUUUCUAAUUGUUAGUCGAAUGCGCUUUUAUGUACUAGGAAUUUUUGAUCAUUUGAACGAGUAAUCUUAGCGAAUAAAAGCCAAGUGAACGCUGAACCAAUC
Messenger RNA from Drosophila pseudoobscura, 3709 nucleotides. It is a transcript of the gene Mgat2, whose product is annotated as alpha-1,6-mannosyl-glycoprotein 2-beta-N-acetylglucosaminyltransferase. Gene Ontology annotation, molecular function: alpha-1,6-mannosylglycoprotein 2-beta-N-acetylglucosaminyltransferase activity. NCBI's taxonomy places the organism in Eukaryota, Metazoa, Arthropoda, Insecta, Diptera, Drosophilidae. Gene Ontology annotation, cellular component: Golgi stack; Golgi membrane. Bases 923 to 2914 code for a protein of 663 amino acids. The record is from RefSeq and is a predicted model, not a curated record. The transcript has 12 exons. Gene Ontology annotation, biological process: protein N-linked glycosylation; oligosaccharide biosynthetic process.